Molecule: messenger RNA, 6798 nt
Organism: Acanthamoeba castellanii str. Neff
Lineage: Eukaryota; Discosea; Longamoebia; Acanthamoebidae
Product: carbamoylphosphate synthase, large subunit
Exons: 31
Coding region: 1-6798 (2265 amino acids)
Biological process (GO): 'de novo' pyrimidine nucleobase biosynthetic process; L-glutamine metabolic process
Cellular component (GO): cytoplasm
Molecular function (GO): aspartate carbamoyltransferase activity; amino acid binding; hydrolase activity, acting on carbon-nitrogen (but not peptide) bonds, in cyclic amides
Source: RefSeq, a predicted model, not a curated record
AUGGAGAAGCAGCAGAUCAGUGGCAGCAGGGGAGCGACGCUCGUGCUGUCGGACGGGACGCGCUACCGGGGCGUGAGCUUCGGCGCCGAGCGGAGCGUGGGCGGCGAGUGCGUCUUCCAGACGGGCAUGGUGGGCUACGUGGAAUCGCUCACGGAUCCAUCGUACCGCGGCCAGCUGCUCGUCUUGUCCUACCCGCUCAUCGGCAACUACGGUGCCCCUCCGGAGGAUGAUGUGGACGAGCAUGGGCUGUCUCGCUUCAUGGAGUCGGACCAGGUGCACAUCUCUGCCCUCAUCGUGGCCGACUACUCCGCCCACUACAGCCACUGGAAUGCGCAGCAGUCGCUGGGCGAUUGGCUGAAGGCGCACAAGGUGCCGGCCAUCCACUCGAUUGACACCCGAGCGCUGAUCAAGAAGAUUCGUGAGACGGGCUCCAUGCUGGCCAAGAUCGUGCUGGACGGCGACGACGAGCAGGCCGUCGAACUCGAGGACCCCAACCAGAGGCACCUCGUCGCCGAGGUCUCGCGCAAGCAGCCGCAGACCUACGGCAGCGGAAGCAUCAACGUGGUGGCCGUGGAUUGCGGCAUGAAGAAUAACCAGGUGCGAUGCUUCCUCAAGCGCGGCGUCAAGGUCAAGGUCGUGCCGUGGGACUGGCCCCUGCUCGAGGAGAAGGACGCCCACGGCUUCUUCCUCUCCAACGGUCCUGGCGAUCCCACCUUCUGCCAGAAGACCAUCGAGAACGUGAGGGCACUCCUGGCGCGCGAGUCGGCGAAGGAGGACCCCAUCCCGGUGUUUGGCAUCUGCCUGGGCAACCAGAUCAUGGGCCUCGCCGCCGGUGCCAAGACCUACAAGCUCAAGUUCGGCAACCGUGGCCACAACCAGCCGUGCGUGGACGUCAACACCCAGCGGUGCCACCUGACCUCGCAGAACCACGGAUUCGCGAUCGACUCGGCCACGCUGCCCGAGGGCUGGCAGGAGCUGUUCUACAACGCCAACGACAAGACCAACGAGGGCAUCCAGCACCUCACCCGGCCCUUCUUCAGCUGCCAGUUCCACCCCGAGGCCAAGGGUGGGCCGUGGGACACCGAGUACCUGUUCGACUACUUCCUCGCCAAGAUCACCAAGCAGAAGGUCGACCUCCCCAUGGCCCGCGCCUCGCCGCCCAAAAACGAGAACGUGCUCAAGGGCAAGCUCCACAAGGUCCUCAUCCUCGGCUCCGGCGGUCUCUCCAUCGGUCAAGCCGGUGAGUUCGACUACAGUGGGUCGCAGGCCAUCAAGGCCCUGAAGCAGGAGCACAUUCAGACCAUCCUCAUCAACCCCAACAUCGCCACCGUCCAGACUAGCCCCGGCCUGGCCGACAAGGUCUAUUUCCUGCCGGUGACUCCCGAGUUCGUGGUCAAGCUGAUCGAAUGGGAGCGGCCCGACGGCAUCCUCCUCACCUUCGGCGGUCAGACUGCGCUCAACUGCGGUAUCGAACUCUACAAGCAGGGCGUGUUUGAGAAGUACAACGUGAGGGUGAUGGGUACCCCGCUUGAGGCCAUCAUCGCCACGGAGGACAGGGAGGUGUUCGCCCAGGAGCUGGUCAAGAUCAACGAAAAGAUCGCGCCCUCCGUUGCCGCGCGUUCGCUCGACGAGGCCCUGAAGGCCGCCGAAAAGAUCGGUUACCCCGUGGUGGUGCGGGCCGGCUUUGCGCUCGGCGGCUUGGGCUCGGGCUUCGCGAACGACGUCGACGAAUUGCGGAAGCUGGCCACGAUGGCCUUCGCGCAGUCGGAGCAGGUCCUGGUCGAGAAGUCCCUCAAGGGCUGGAAGGAGAUCGAAUAUGAGGUCGUGCGGGAUGCGUACGACAACUGCGUGACGGUGUGCAACAUGGAGAACUUCGAUCCGCUGGGUAUCCACACGGGCGAGUCCAUUGUGGUUGCGCCCUCGCAGACCCUGUCCGACCAGGACUACUUCAUGCUGCGCGACGUGGCCAUCCGCGUGGUGCGCCACCUGGGCAUCGUGGGCGAGUGCAACAUCCAAUACGCGCUCAACCCCGACUCGGAGGAGUACUUCAUCAUCGAGGUAAACGCGCACCAGCCCCUAAUGCGUCCUCGCGACAAGCUUCUCAACGUGAACGCGCGUCUGUCGCGCAGCAGUGCGUUGGCCAGCAAGGCCACCGGCUACCCGCUGGCCUUCAUCGCCGCCAAGCUGGCCCUGGGCGUGCCGCUGCCCUCGCUCCGCAACUCGGUCACCAAGACCACCACCGCCUGCUGGGAGCCCUCGCUCGACUACGUCGUCGUCAAGAUGCCCCGCUGGGACCUUCAGAAGUUCCAAAAGGUGGACGGCCAGAUUGGCACAUCGAUGAAGUCUGUGGGCGAGGUGAUGGCGAUCGGCCGUACGUUCGAGGAGACGAUCCAGAAGGCCAUUCGCAUGGUCAACGGCUCGCAGUGGGACGGCUUCCAGAGCGGCCUCGCGCCCGCGUGCACCGACGCCCUCACCAACCCCUCCUCCAACCGCAUCCUCGUCAUCGCACAGGCGCUCCACGAAGGUCUGAGCGUGGAGGAGAUUCAUCAGCUGACGAAGAUCGACCGCUGGUUCCUGCACAAGCUGAAGAGCCUCUCCGACUUCGAGAAGACCCUCCGCCGACUCGACGGCGGGCUCACCUACGACCUGCUCGCCCAGGCCAAGCGUCUGGGCUUCGCCGACAAGCAAAUCGCCAAGUUCCUCAACUCCACCGAACUCGUCGUCCGCAAGACGCGCAAGGAAUUCAACAUUGUGCCCAGGAUCAAGCAGAUCGAUACGGUGGCUGCCGAAUUCCCGGCCUAUAACAACUACCUCUACGCCACCUACAACGGUAUCGAGGACGACGUUGAGACCCCCGGCAGCGCCGGCGCGGCUGCGGCUGCGGCCGUCGCCCCGGCGGUGGCCCCCACGGGCAAGGCCGACGAGGCCGAGCGGCCCAUCAUUGUGCUCGGCAGCGGUGCCUACUGCAUCGGCAGUUCGGUCGAGUUCGACUACUGCGCUGUGCGGUGCGCGCAGACGCUCAAGAAGCUGGGUAAAACGACGAUCAUGAUCAACUACAACCCGGAGACGGUGUCGACCGACUACGACGAGUGUGACAAGCUCUACUUCGAGGAGCUCUCGUUCGAGCGCGUUGUCGACAUCUAUGAGAGCGAGCUGGCCGCCGGCGUCGUCGUCUCCAUGGGCGGACAAAUUCCGAACAACAUGUCGAUGGCCCUUGGGCGCCAGGGCGUGCGCAUUCUGGGCACGACCCCGGAAAUGAUCGAGAGCUCGGAGAACCGGUUCAAGUUCUCGCGCAUGCUCGACCUCGAGGGCGUCGACCAGCCCAAGUGGAAGGACUGCACCCACCUCGAGGAGACCAAGCGCUUCUGCGCCGAGGUGGGCUACCCGUGCCUGGUCCGGCCGUCGUUCGUGCUCAGCGGCGCCGGCAUGACCGUCGUCAACACGCCCACCGAGCUCGAGACCUAUCUGAGCCUCGCCAGCGUCAUCGACACUGGCAAGGAGCAGCGCGUCGUCAUCUCAAAGUUCAUCAUGAACGCGAAGGAGGUGGACCUGGACGCGGUGGCGCAGGACGGCGAGAUCAUCGCGCUCGCCAUCUCGGAGCACGUCGAGAACGCCGGCGUGCACUCGGGCGACGCGACGCUCAUCCUUCCCGCGCAGGACCUCGACCAGGUGACCGUUCGCAAGAUCGAGGCCGCCGCGCGCAAGAUCGCCAAGCAGCUGCAGGUGUCGGGUCCCUUCAACAUGCAGUUCAUCGCCAAGGACAACGAGAUCAAGGUCAUCGAGUGCAACCUGCGCGCGUCCAGGUCGUUCCCGUUCGUGUCCAAGACGCUGGGCAUCGACUUCAUCGAGCUCGCGACGAAGGCCCUGCUCGGCCUCCCGCUCACCCCGCAGCCCCUGCCCAAGGUCAACCACGUGGGCGUCAAGGUCCCUCAGUUCUCGUUCUCGCGGUUGCCGGGCGCCGAUCCCGUGAUGGGCGUCGAGAUGGCCUCCACCGGUGAGGUCGCCUGCUUCGGCAACAACAAAUACGAGGCCUACAUGAAGGCGCUGCUGUCGACGGGCUUCAAGCUGCCCAAGAAGAGGAACAUCUUCCUCUCGCUGGGUCCCUACAAGGAGAAGCUCGAGUUCCUCGACAGCGCCCAGAAGCUCGUCAACAUGGGCUACAACCUGUUCGGCACCGGGGGUACGGCCGAUUUCCUGAGCGAGCACAGCAUCCCGAUCAAGGCGCUGAGCUGGGACCAGGAGGCCGAGGAGAGCAACCUCGAGACGCUCUCGGCGCACCUGUCGGCGGCGAUGAUCGACCUGUGCAUCAUCCUGCCCUCCAACAACCGCAACCGCCGCCCGGCCUCGUUCAUGAGCAAGGGCUACAUGGCCCGCCGACUCGCCAUCAACUACUCCGUCCCAUUGAUCACCAACAUCAAGUGCGCGAAGCUCUUCAUCGAGUGCCUGCGUGUGGUGCCGGCCGAUAUCCCUAUCGGGCUCGUGGACAGCCGCGCCUCGAGCCGUACGGUGAUCCUGCCGGGCCUGAUCGAUGUCCACGUGCACGUGCGCGAGCCUGGCGCGUCGCACAAGGAGGACUGGGACACCUGCACCGCCGCCGCACUCGCCGGUGGUAUCACCACGAUCUGCGCGAUGCCCAACACGAACCCGGAGGUGAUCGACGCAGCCUCGAUGGAUCUGGUGACGGGCAUCGCCAAGAGCAAGGCCCGCUGUGACUACGGAAUCUACUUUGGCGCCUCGUCCGACAACGCCCACGUCGGACCGCAGUUCGCCAACCAAGCCGUCGCGCUCAAGAUGUACCUCAACCAGACCUUCACCCGUCUGCGCUUGGACGACAUGAGCACGUGGAUGGAGCACUUCACCCAUUGGCCCAAGGACCUGCCCAUCGUCGUCCACGCUGAAGCGACGACCAUGGCGGCGGCCUUGAUGGUGGCGACGCUGCACGACCGCGCGCUGCACAUCGCCCACGUGUGCCUGAAGGAGGAGCUGGCGGUCAUCCGCGCGGCCAAGGAGAAGGGCAUCCGCGUGACGUGCGAGGUGUGCCCGCACCACCUCUACCUCGACAAGGAGCACGCCUGCGAGGCCCACCACCUCACCGACGGCCGCCGCGAGGUGCGCCCGCGCCUGGCGACCCAGGUCGACGUCGAGGCCCUGUGGGCCAACAUGGACAUCAUCGACUGCAUCGCCACCGACCACGCCCCGCACACCCUGGCCGAGAAGGACGGACCCAACCCGCCGCCCGGCUUCCCCGGCCUUGAGACCGCCCUGCCCCUCAUGCUCACCGCCGUCAACCAGGGACGUAUCACGUUGGAAGAUGUGAUCGCCAAGAUGUACACCAACCCCAAGCGCAUCUUCAACCUGCCCGAUCAGGAGGACACGUACGUGGUGGUGAACAUGGACGACAAGUGGACCGUGCCCAAGGCCAUGGCCCACUCUAAGUGCGGCUGGACCCCGUUCGCCGGCAUGGAGCUGCAGGGCCGCGUCGUGCGCGUCGUGCUGCGCGGCAAGACCGCCAUGCUCGACGGCACCGUCUACUCGCUCCCCGGCGAGGGACGCAACGUAUGCGCCGCGGGCGCCGCCCGGCCUCGCCCGGCCGCCGUCUCUGCUGGGCUCUCGGCUACCGCCGCUCCCGUCGUCUCGACCAAGCCCGCCGUCGCCACGCCGUCGCCCGUCGCCCAGCGGCCCCAGAUCGCGAUCACGCCGCCGGCCAUGCGACGCGUGCCGUCGGCUGCCCAACCGGCCCUGGCCGGCGCCGCCGAGCUGCAGCCGCUGGCGCAGGCCCAGCAGCAGCAACCGAAGGCGCUUGCCGAGAGGCGCAACUCGGCGCUGUCGCAGGAGAUCUUCACCCACAGCGGCGCCCUGCCUCCGCGCUUCACCGCCAAGCACGUGACGUCGGUCAAGCAGUUCACUCGCGACGACCUCCGUUACCUCUUCUCCGUCGCCCACGACAUGCGGAUGAUGGUGAAGAAGACAGGAUCGUGGGACCUGCUCAAGGGCAAGGUGCUGGCCAACGUGUUCUACGAGCCGUCGACCCGCACCUCGUCGUCGUUCCAUGCGGCCAUGCUGCGUCUGGGCGGCACGGUGAUCUCGGUCAACGAGAGCUCGUCGUCGGUGGCCAAGGGCGAGUCCCUGCCCGACACUAUCCGCACCCUCGAGUGCUACUCGGACCUCAUCGUGCUCCGCCACCCGCAGGCCGGCGCCGCCCAACUCGCCGCCUCCCACGCGCGCGUGCCCAUCAUCAACGCCGGCGAUGGCAUCGGCGAACACCCCACCCAGGCUCUGCUCGAUGCGUUCACGAUUCGUGAGGAGCUGGGCACGAUCAACGGGCUGCGCAUCACGAUGGUGGGCGACCUCAAGAACGGCCGCACCGUGCACUCGCUCGUGCACCUCCUCUCGCUCUACAGCAUCGCCCAGCUCAACUACGUCUCGCCCGAGUCCCUCAAGAUGCCCUCCGCCAUCCUCGACGAGCUCGACAAGAAGGGCAUUCCGCAGAGGGAGUGCAGGUCGCUGGAGGAGGCGCUGCCCCACACCGACGUGCUCUACGUGACGCGCAUCCAAAAGGAGCGAUUCGCCAGCGAGGAGGAGUACCUCGCCGUCAAGGGCACGUACGUGGUCACACCCGAGAUGCUGUCGCACGCCAAGAGCAACAUGGUCGUCAUGCACCCCCUCCCGCGCGUCGACGAAAUCAGCCCCGAGAUCGACAGCGAUCCCCGCGCGGCGUACUUCCGACAGAUGGAGAACGGGAUGUACAUUCGCAUGGCCCUCCUUGCCACCAUCCUCAACUCCAACUUCUCUUCCUAA